AUGAGCAGCAUCCAAAGUACCCCACUUAAAAAGAAAAAAUCUAUUCUAUAAAAAAUAAAAACGUUCUUUAACGAUAUUCCUGAUCAAUAGAUUGCAAUUAUUAAUGAAGCAUCUUAAAGAAAGCCACCCCAAAUAAAAAAAGUAAAACCUAUAUAGAUAUGUAGUGUUAAUCCCUUAUAGAGUCUAGCUCAAAAAAUGAAUAAAAAGAUAUGAAACAUAAAUACUCUGAAGAAUUAAUAGAUGAGAUACUUGAUGUUAACCAAGUUGAAUUGGCAGAAUGA
This is a messenger RNA of Paramecium primaurelia, 281 nucleotides long. Lineage: Eukaryota; Ciliophora; Oligohymenophorea; Peniculida; Parameciidae. The record is from the annotation of a GenBank genome assembly.